Rhizophagus irregularis DAOM 181602=DAOM 197198 is the source of this 797-nucleotide messenger RNA. RefSeq lists its product as uncharacterized. Lineage: Eukaryota; Fungi; Glomeromycota; Glomeromycetes; Glomerales; Glomeraceae. The record is from RefSeq and is a predicted model, not a curated record.
GAAUUUUAUAAAAAAAUGAAAGAUGUAGAUUCAAUAAAUGAAUUAGUUAAAAGAUUUGAAGAUAUUGUUUUUGAAGAAUCAAAUUUAAUUAGGAAUGAAUCUAUUGUAGCAUUAAAACAUGUUGCAACAGGAAAAUAUUUAAGUUCAAUUAAAAAUUUAAGUUAUAUAACUGGAAGCAAGUCUCAAAUGGUUUUUGUAGGAAGUACAGAACCUGUUCCAAAUUCUUUAUGGAAAAUUAAAUUUGAUAAGGAAUUAGCCACUUAUCCUGAUACUCCUAUAAAUUUACAACAUAUCAAAUCUGAAAUGUUUCUUGGAUUAAGUUUUAAUCGAAAUACUCAUUAUCCUCAUAAUUAUUAUUAUCUCAGGUCUCCUUGUACUAAAUAUACGGAAGUAAGUUGUAAUGGAAAUGAUAAAGAUUGGAUAUUUAGGCAUAGCAAAUUCGAAAAUUAUGAUGGAUCUUUAAAAUCAAAUGAUACCAUUAAUCUUAGCAUUAAGAAAACGAAAGUUAUUAAUGACAAAGAAGAAUUUUUAUCUAGUCAUGAUAUACAUUGUUCUAUAGGGAAUUAUACUUUUCAAGAAGUGGUUUGUCUUAGUGAUAGAUUGGGAAGAAAUGAAGAAUGGUGCAUUGAACUUAUUCACGGAGGAAGUUAAAUUUUUUUUCGGUAUAUGUACAUAAAAUAUUUAUUUGAUUUAGAGAUAUUAAUACACUUUUUAAAUUGUUAUUUAUAAUAUAAUAUUUUAUGUAUUAUUUGUUGAAGUUGAGAUAUUUAUUAAUAAUUGAAUCAGGUUACAUGUUU